AUUCAGUUGUGGAGCGGAACGUUGAGUUAUUGUUCAAACCGGUGGGGCUUUUAUCUGUUACACACUGAACGGCAACGUCACAUCUUUGGUUGCAUUAAUCUCCAAUAUGGCGGAGGAAACUGUUUUGAAUGAAGGCGCGUCCUUUAUGGAUCCUUUUAAAGGACUUUUGUUGACAUAUUUUAUGCCGGAAUCAUGUUACGACGAGUUCUUUCUCAAUUUUAACUUUUUGUACGUACCAUGUCUGAAGAUUGUGCUGAGCAAAGGCCUGGGGAUCGGCAUCAUCCUGGGAUCAGUGAUGGUGAAGUUGCCUCAGAUCAUUAAGCUGAUGGGAGCAAAGAGCGCUGAGGGGCUGAGCUUCCAGACGGUGCUGCUGGAGCUGCUGGCCAUCACGGGGACAAUGGCCUACAGCAUCGCCAACAAGUUCCCUUUCAGCGCGUGGGGCGAGGCUCUGUUCCUCAUGCUGCAGACAGUCGCCAUUGGCUUCCUCAUUCAGCACUACGGAGGCAGAACCAGCAGAGGUGUGCUGUUUCUGGUGGUGUUCAUCGGCCUGCUGGUCCUCGUGCUGUCUCCGGUCACUCCCAUGCCAGUGGUCACCUACCUGCAGGCCUCCAACAUGCCAGCCAUCAUCAUCGGCAGGCUGAUCCAGGCAGCCGCCAACCUCCGGAACGGGCACACGGGCCAGCUGUCGGCUGUCUCCGUCUUCCUGCUGUUCGCCGGGUCCCUCGCCCGCAUCUUCACCUCAGUACAGGAAACCGGAGACACGCUGAUGGCCGUCACCUACGUCAUCUCCUCCGCCUGCAACGGCAUCAUCGCCCUGCAGGUCCUCUACUACUGGAACAGCUCCCCGGAGCACAAGAAGAAGAAAAAGAAGAGCGAGUAGGCUAAAGGACAGUUGCUAAACUUUCAAUCAAUAGCACUUUUUUUUAUUUCCGUGUCCCACUUUUUUCCC
Messenger RNA from Perca flavescens (yellow perch), 949 nucleotides. It is a transcript of the gene mpdu1b, whose product is annotated as mannose-P-dolichol utilization defect 1b. Bases 107 to 880 code for a protein of 257 amino acids. NCBI's taxonomy places the organism in Eukaryota, Metazoa, Chordata, Actinopteri, Perciformes, Percidae. Gene Ontology annotation, biological process: oligosaccharide biosynthetic process. The record is from RefSeq and is a predicted model, not a curated record. The transcript has 7 exons.